Molecule: messenger RNA, 1698 nt
Organism: Desarmillaria tabescens
Lineage: Eukaryota; Fungi; Basidiomycota; Agaricomycetes; Agaricales; Physalacriaceae
Exons: 23
Coding region: 1-1698 (565 amino acids)
Molecular function (GO): flavin adenine dinucleotide binding; oxidoreductase activity, acting on CH-OH group of donors
Source: RefSeq, a predicted model, not a curated record
AUGUCGUGGUCGACAGCGGGUUUGACUCUCGCAAGCCGACUUUCCGAAGAUCCUUCUGUGUCCGUCCUUGUCCUCGAAGCCGGAGGUUUCGAUCCUGACGAUCAACUGAUAUUGCGUCCUGCACAAUACGGUGCGCAUUUUGGUCAAGAUGAAUACGUUUGGCAGUUUAAAACGGUUCCCCAGGAAAAUGUUGCAGGAAGGCAGAUUGGAUGGGAGCGAGGCAAAGUUCUUGGAGGUAGUUCCGCGGUCAACUUCUUAGCAUGGACAAAACCUGCCAAGGGGGAUAUAGACGGCUCGGAAAUGUUGGUUGGAACUGGGAAAGCUUUAGCGAAACCGUUUCCAAGACAAUCUCCGUUACUCCUCCAGAAACCUCAGCAGCAGAACCCGGGCGAGCCAACAAUUUGGAAAGUUGGAAUGGAUAAUAUUCUCAAGGACCUCUGCAACUAUCUUUUCCGCGCACUUUACUGGAUGAUUUUGGUAGAAAUAACCACCAUGCUAACUAGUCGGUACCAGGCUUUGGUCAAUUCGGGUAUUCAGAAAGCUCCACAGCCGCCCCACGGCACAUUCUUCACUUUGAACACGUUGGAUCCGUCAUCGAAUAAUCGCUCUUACUCGACGAGCUUUUUCCUUCGAAACUCGGCGCGUCCAAAUCUUUCCAUUCUUCUAAACGCAUACGCUACGAAACUGGAAAUUCCUAGCUCUGAAGGGGAUUUGACGGCAACAGGAGUCGAGUUCAUCCACCGGGACAAAUCCUGUGUUGCGCGUGCAGAUAAGGAAGUGAUUCUUUGUGCCGGAGCCUUGAAAACUCCUCAGAUUCUGGAACUUUCUGGGAUUGGACGCCCCAACGUAUUGAAGCAAGUCGGUAUUACUCCGUGUCUUGAUCUCCCUGUGGGUGAAAAUGUGCAAGAGCAUGUAUUUGUUUCACUGACCUAUGAAUUGAAAGACGGUGUACCAGAUGAAACUCUCGAUGUCCUCAACAAUGAAAUCCAACGGCAGCAGCAUAUUGAUCUUCAUUCUAUCUAUUCAGACACCAUUGAAUCUCUCAAAGCAAAAAUAGAUCAAGGAAGAUACCCUCCAGGAGCUACGGAGACUCUCAGAAUGCAAAUACAAAAGGUUGAAAAUCGGACUUACCUGGAUUGCGAGAUUGCAACGUUACCCGCCUUCUUUUCAGGCCCCAACCCUCACAGGCCAGGCAAGAAACAUUUCACGGUCUUCUGCUUCAAUAACAGCUUAUUCUCGAGGGGAACGGCGCAUAUAACCUCAAGUGAUCCUUCUGCGCAUCUGGCAUACGAUCCCCACUAUUUCGAAGAUAAAGCAGAUAUCGAGGCACUAGUUGAAACAGUGAAAUUCGCUAGAAAAGUGUGCCGAACUGCUCCCUUCAAGGAUGUCCUCGACGAGGAACCGAUAGAAGUUAAUCCGGGUCUCGAGGUCCAGAAUGACGAGGAGAUUUCGGGCAUGCAAUAUUAUAAUUCUUGGAUCAAACAGAUCCUUUCCUCAACUUACCACACGGUCGGAACUGCCUCGAUGCUUCCAAGGGACAAGGGCGGGGUGGUAGACUCAAAACUCAAGGUGUAUGGCACCACCAAUAUUCGCGUCGCGGACCUGUCCAUCGCGCCCAUGCAAGUUUCCUCGCAUACACAAUCACUUGCCUACGGAAUUGCUGAGAAAGCGGCGAUAAUCAUUCGAGGCCAGACUUAA